Aspergillus heteromorphus CBS 117.55 is the source of this 1074-nucleotide messenger RNA. RefSeq lists its product as uncharacterized. Bases 1 to 1074 code for a protein of 357 amino acids. NCBI's taxonomy places the organism in Eukaryota, Fungi, Ascomycota, Eurotiomycetes, Eurotiales, Aspergillaceae. The transcript has 6 exons. The record is from RefSeq and is a predicted model, not a curated record.
AUGGCGGGUUCACAAGCCCCCUUCGAGAUUCUGUCGGAAGACAAUCGGGGGCCGCUGGUCACUCUCGUGUCAGCGGCCUUUCUAAUCACGGCGAUCAUCUUUGUGGCCGCCAAAAUAGCGUCCGUGGUAUAUUUCAAACAUCGCCGAACAUCGGUCAGCAUACCCAUCUGGGUGGCUCUGGUUGUGGUUAUGCAAAAGGCUGUCGAUAACGGACUAGGCCGGCAUUUGAAUGCCCUCACGGACACAGCGAUUCGGAUAUCAAGCGAGUACACCUAUACCGCACAACUUAUCGAGGUCGUCGUACUCUCGCUUUCCAAAAUAUCGACCGCUCUUCUGGUGUGGAAACUGACCCCCCAUCACGGCAUCCGUCGCGCGUGCACCAUCACCAUCAGCCUGACAGCAGCCUGGGCCGUUUUCGCUCUGUUUGGAGUUGCCUUCCAAUGCGAAAUCCCCGAGCCGUGGAUUUACAGCCCGUCUCGUUGUACUGGCCAAGGCGCUAUCCUGUAUCCGAUCAUCGUCACCCACAUCCUCAUCGAGAUACUUAUUAUUGCAAUCCCGUUCUUCAUGCUGCAUGAGGUACAAUUAAAAUGGACGGCCAAAGUAAAGAUUCUCUGCUCGUUUUCGGCACGGGGCCUCGUGGUUAUCAUGGGAGCUUGCCAACUAGCCCUCCUCCCAUCUGUCUUACACUCAACGGAUCCUUCAUCCAUGGUCUGCACCUCGGUCAUAACCGCCUGCAUGCCAACCCUGUAUCACAUAUUCGCGGGCCUGCACUCCGGGCUAAUCACGACCCAGCUGCCGGAGGAGCUCGAGCUUAAGCACGCGAACGGGAGUGCCUAUCGAAGCCAGCUCACGAAUAGCGGUCGCAGGGGCGGAGCGAGAUACUUGUAUGCGACUGGAUCAGGGAUCUUCGGCUCUGGCACCAACGGCACCAAGGGCGAGGUGGUUCGGAAAACGAGCGUCAGUGAAAGUACGGAGAGCACGCGGCAGUUGACUCGGGAGUUAAACCGCGAUGGGGUCUUGAAAACGGUUGAUAUUACAGUCCAGGUGGAGGAUAUGUACUCUUCUGGUCGAUAG